AGGAAAAUGGCUUGGCAAAGAUAGCCCAGCAUCCCGCGCUCGGCAUCCCGCGCUGUCGUCAUCUGCACCCUGCGAAUCACAUCCGAACGCGCCCGAGGCUUCCACCAAAGCCGCGUGCUUGAUAACAUCAUGAGGCUUCUCAGCAUGUCGACCUGUCUCACAUCUUUUUUAUCGCCUGCCUGCUGACAUGCCGUGGCACAGCUGGUGUCCUGAAGUCAUCGCAGCAACAUUCCAUCCGUCCAAAGCCCGGGAAUACCCACCUCGGACUUUCUGUAUGUGAUGCCAAGAGUAUCUGGAGUUUCUUCAGCGGUAGCGACGGCAUGACCGAGACUGAGAUUGUAGUUUUUGCGAAGGCGCUCUCGAGAGUGCUGGGCUGGGUGUAUUUCCUCUGCUGGUCAGGAUCCUUCUACCCUCAGCCAAUAUCCAACUUUCGGCGCAAGAGCACCCUCGGCCUCGCGAUCGACUUCCCUACCCUAAACGUCCUCGGCUUCUCCUGCUACACCAUCUCGACAGCCGCCUUCCUCUACUCGCCCACAAUACGCUCGCAGUAUGCAUACCGCCAUCCUUCCAACGCAGAGACGACGGUGCGAUUCAACGACUUCCUCUUUGCGGGACAUGGAGCUAUACUAUGCGUUAUCAUAUACAGCCAGUUCUUCCCCGCGGUAUGGGGGUUCAAGGUCGGCUCGCGACAGAAGGCGAGCAGGGCUGCGCUAGGCAUAUUUUGGGGCAGUAUCCUGGGGAUACUGAUUGUGGCACUGCUUGCGCAGACUUGGGGGAAGGAUGGAGGAUACGAUCCUGAGGGAUGGGCUUGGAUUGACGUGAUUUAUGCACUGGGAUAUGUCAAGCUCAUUACCGUCGUGGUCAAGUACAUGCCCCAGGUGUGGGUGAAUUAUAAACGAAAGUCAACAGUAGGAUGGAGUAUCUAUCCGAUGCUGCUGGAUUUUGCUGGGGGCUGGCUUUCCUUAGCACAGCUGGUGAUCGACUCUUCACUUCAAGCUGACUGGACCGGCAUCACAGGUAAUCCAGUCAAAUUCGGCCUGAGCAACAUCUCCAUCGUCUUUGACGUCAUUUUCAUCCUUCAACACUAUGUCCUAUACCGCCAUCCGCCUAAGAACAUCGAUGAGGGCGAGGAAGACUGGGGUAGCGAGCAAGAGCGCCUCCUAUCACCGCGCAUUCACUAGCUCGAGGCGAGCACGGUGUUCCCCGGAUCGGGACAGCAUCUCCUCGUGCUAAGCACGUUCGGCCGUUGUAUAGCGCCGCUGUUCGACGAAAAAGGAAAGCCACCAACUAGACGCAGGGGAACAGUUUGCGCAUCGCGGAAGUAGUU
Molecule: messenger RNA, 1327 nt
Organism: Trematosphaeria pertusa
Lineage: Eukaryota; Fungi; Ascomycota; Dothideomycetes; Pleosporales; Trematosphaeriaceae
Product: L-cystine transporter-like protein
Exons: 4
Coding region: 321-1181 (286 amino acids)
Biological process (GO): L-cystine transport
Cellular component (GO): fungal-type vacuole; vacuolar membrane
Molecular function (GO): L-cystine transmembrane transporter activity
Source: RefSeq, a predicted model, not a curated record